Messenger RNA from Anopheles moucheti, 966 nucleotides. RefSeq names its product mediator of RNA polymerase II transcription subunit 7 (gene MED7). Gene Ontology annotation, cellular component: core mediator complex; mediator complex. NCBI's taxonomy places the organism in Eukaryota, Metazoa, Arthropoda, Insecta, Diptera, Culicidae. The transcript has a single exon. The record is from RefSeq and is a predicted model, not a curated record. Gene Ontology annotation, biological process: regulation of transcription by RNA polymerase II. The coding region runs from base 129 to 788 and encodes 219 amino acids. Gene Ontology annotation, molecular function: transcription coregulator activity.
GAAGCAGAAAAUAAGCAUUUUUCCUACGUCCGGAAUCCGUGCAUUUGAGAGCUAGUACGACGCCGUGCUAUCUAAAGUAUUCCACACACUAUUGCUGCAUCUAGAUUGUAUCAUCGUUGCCACUCGCAAUGGCCAACGCGGAAGCCAUCCAAGUCAGCUCGCUGCCGCUACCCCCAGCGCAGUAUAUCAAUCUGUACACGGAUGAAAACAUACGUAAGAACCGUGCACCGAAACCUCCGGCACCAAUACAGGACUCAUACACAAUGUUUGGCAGCCCGUUCAGCAACGAUGAUAACAUAAUUCGCCCGCUCGAAAGCCAAGGCUUCAAACGGCUGUACCCGCAACACUUUGACCGACGGAAGGAGUUGAAGAAGCUGAACCAUUCGCUGCUGGUCAACUUUCUCGAUCUGAUCGAUCUAUUGGUACACUAUCCAGACAGUCCGAGGCGGGCGGAGAAGAUAGAGGAUCUCAGUCUGCUGUUCGUGCACAUACACCACCUGCUGAACGAGUUCCGGCCGCACCAGGCUCGGGAAACGUUGCGCGUAAUGAUGGAACUGCAGAAGCGCCAGCGGAUAGAGACGGCCCAGCGCUUCCAGAACCACCUGGAAAAGGUGCGGGAGAUGGUGAAGAAUGCAUUCGCAUCCCUGCCGGAUCUAACGGACGCGGACCGGCUCGCCGGUGGGCUGGAACCGAUGGAUGUGGGUGAAUCGGGCGAUCUCGCCGGUGGCCGGGGCGAAGGUUGCCAUCCGCUGGACCGGUUAAUGUGUGAAAUUGUGGAUAGAAUGUGAAGCGUGUAUAUGGCGAAGGGGAUGUAGCCCGGUUUCCCGAUCGUUAAAACACGGACAGGCGGUGUUUUACAUUCAUCGAGGUGGACGUUAUUUGAUUGCUGAUUUUGUUUUUGUAUUCAUACUUUUCUUGAAAUUUAAUGAAGCUAAGAAGUAAAUAAAAUGUGGAUAUGCUGCGAGA